AGAUAGCGAUCGUAAUGUUGUCUCAGUCGGAUGUAAAUAAAUGCUUUAGCAUUACAUUUGAAAAUGAUUUUGCGAUUCUGCGUAUGAAUUAUGGUGAAAAUAGGUUUAAUAAAUGCUCAUGCAAUGCAAUAUUGAAUUGUCUAGAUUCCGUUUUACGUAACCCAAAAGCAAAAGCAUUGAUAGCAAUAGGUAACACCAAGUAUUUCAGCAAUGGUCUUGACCUUGAGUGGAUGAGUAAAGCUCCUUCUGAAGAUGUCCUAGGGGCCAUUCAACUCUACCAAGAAAUCUUACAUCGAAUAAGCCACUUUCCCAUGCCAACCGUAGCGGCAGUUAAUGGCCAUGCAUUUGCUGGUGGUGCUCUACUUGCUUUUGCCUUUGACUACCGUGUCAUGCGGAGAGAUCGAGGCUGGCUAUGCCUGCCAGAGAUUGACCUAAAACUAAGAUUCCAACCUUUCAUGAUUCAGUUAGCCAAACUCCGAUUAAGAUCAAACAAAUCAAUACGCGAAGUGAUUUUAUUUGGGAAACGCCUAACAGGGCCUCAGUGUUUGGAGGCUGAUAUUGUUGAUGCAAUUACUGAGGUCGAUGAUCUUCUUCCUGCUUCUAAAAUAAUUGCUGAGAAAUGCAUUGGUGGGAGGACAUUGGACCGUGAUAUGGUGAGAGUGAUGAAGGAGGAUAUAUAUGCUGAUAUGCAGUCAAAAACUCAAGGUGCAUCAAAUGAUGAAGGCAGGAUUAAAGAAUUGCAGUCAAAACAUUCAAAGUUGUAAAAAUAAUUGAAAUCAAUACAAAAUAAUUAUUUUUCUAAUUGAGUAUGUAUAUAAUUGUCUGAUAUAAUAAAUAAUGUUCAUGAUUAACAGUGUA
Anneissia japonica is the source of this 858-nucleotide messenger RNA. RefSeq names its product enoyl-CoA delta isomerase 2, peroxisomal-like. The record is from RefSeq and is a predicted model, not a curated record. Gene Ontology annotation, cellular component: peroxisome. The coding region runs from base 15 to 764 and encodes 249 amino acids. Gene Ontology annotation, biological process: fatty acid beta-oxidation. The transcript is spliced from 5 exons. NCBI's taxonomy places the organism in Eukaryota, Metazoa, Echinodermata, Crinoidea, Comatulida, Comatulidae. Gene Ontology annotation, molecular function: enoyl-CoA hydratase activity; delta(3)-delta(2)-enoyl-CoA isomerase activity.